UUAAUUCAAAAUUUUAUGCCUUCUGAUAAAAAAAAAUUACAUAAAUAUGGAAACUGAAUAAUAUCACGCAUCAAUCAAUGUCAGGCAAUUGAUAAGAAAAUAAAUUGCAAUAAAGAUAUAACGAUGGAUAAGUUCGAUACAGAUUUAGACAAUCUAAGUCUAUCAGAUACAAAUUCAUCCUCUUCGAGUCCAGAAAACUUCGAAGCUAAUCAACCGUUUGUAUUAGAACUCCAUGAUAUAAUAAGAGAUGAACCAAGAACUGAAGCAGUAACACCAGCUGGUAAAAUUAAGAAGAAGAAGAAAAAGAGAAGUCAGUUAGAUACUAACACAAUAGACUCUACUUCAUCAAGUGUUCUCUCUGAUUCACUUCCUAGAUUAACAGACACAGUCGAUAGAGAUAAAUUCUAUGACGCUGACGAAAGUUAUCACGAAUUGGCAGAUGGCAUCAGCACAGACGCUAAUAGCGUCUUACCAUUAGCCCAAGCCUCUUCUAAACAUAGCCAAGAUCAAACAUUACUCACGGAGCAAUCCCAAUCGCAGCGCUCAUCAGCUUCUCUUGGGGAAUCGUUAUCAAUUAUUACAAAACCGUCUUUACCACCCUAAUAAGUAAAUGCAGAAGAUACAGAAUGAAAUAAUAUGAAUAAGACUCCCACGAAGUACAAACUUUAGAAGAACAUAAUACAUACUUUUUAAAAAAACUAUUAAUAAAAACAAAUAUUAU
Messenger RNA from Vanessa atalanta (red admiral), 721 nucleotides. RefSeq lists its product as uncharacterized. NCBI's taxonomy places the organism in Eukaryota, Metazoa, Arthropoda, Insecta, Lepidoptera, Nymphalidae. The record is from RefSeq and is a predicted model, not a curated record. The transcript is spliced from 4 exons. Bases 124 to 603 code for a protein of 159 amino acids.